CUCUCAUGGUGAGCCGCCUCUGAAUCCGACUCACAAUGGCCAGCGCUUCUGUCAAGGUGGCCGUGCGGGUGCGGCCUUUCAACACCCGCGAAACCAGCCGAGAUGCCAAAUGUGUGAUCCAGAUGCAGGGAAAAACAACCUGUAUCACCAAUCCCAAGCAGGCAAAAGACGCCCCCAAGAAUUUCACCUUCGAUUAUUCCUACUGGUCUCAUACUUCUGAGGAGGACCCCAGUUUUGCCUCCCAGUGGCAAGUCUACAAGGACAUCGGAGAGGAGAUGCUGCUGCAUGCCUUUGAGGGCUACAACGUUUGCAUCUUUGCCUAUGGGCAGACGGGGGCCGGCAAGUCUUACACCAUGAUGGGCAAGCAGGAGGCCGACCACCAAGGCAUCAUCCCUCAGCUCUGCAAAGAUCUUUUUGCUCGCGUGAACGAGAACAGGUGCCCCAACCUCUCCUACUCCGUGGAGGUGAGCUACAUGGAGAUCUACUGUGAGCGCGUCAGGGACCUCCUGAACCCCAAGAGCCGCGGCAACCUGCGCGUGCGGGAGCAUCCCAUCAUGGGGCCCUAUGUGGAAGACCUCUCCAAGCUUGCGGUCACCUCCUUUGAAGACAUCGCUGACCUCAUGGACUGUGGCAAUAAAGCCAGGACUGUGGCUGCCACGAACAUGAACGAAACAAGCAGCCGCUCCCACGCCGUGUUCACCAUUGUCUUCACGCAGCACCGCCACGAUGAGCUCACGGACCUGGACACGGAGAAGGUCAGCAAGAUCAGCCUGGUUGACUUGGCAGGGAGCGAACGGGCAGAUUCUUCUGGAGCAAAAGGCAUGCGGUUGAAGGAAGGUGCCAAUAUUAACAAAUCCCUGACCACCCUGGGCAAAGUUAUCUCGGCGCUGGCAGAGUUGCAAAGCAACAAGAAGAAGAAGUCCGACUUCAUUCCCUACCGGGACUCGGUGCUCACGUGGCUGCUAAAAGAGAACUUGGGAGGCAAUUCCCGCACGGCCAUGAUCGCUGCCCUCAGCCCGGCUGACAUUAAUUACGAGGAGACGCUGAGCACCCUCCGCUACGCUGACCGGGCCAAGCAGAUCCGCUGCAACGCAAUCAUCAACGAGGACCCCAACGCCCGGCUCAUCCGCGAGCUCAAGGAGGAAGUGGCGAGGCUGCGCGACCUCCUCUCUGCCCAGGGCUUAUCGGCGGCCACCUUUGUUGGUGGAUGGGCGAAGGGUGCAGCUUUGGACUUGGUGUGCGUUUCAGGUUCGAAGCCCGACGACCCAGGAGGGGGGUCCAGCCUUUCCACCUCCCCUUUCGCACCCAUGUCCGAAUCACCCCUCGCCCUCAAUGGGGACUCGGAGCCUUACUCCUGCAUGGAGGAGCAGAUUAUCUGCACGGAGGAGGCCAUGGAGAGGCUGCAGGAGACAGAAAAGAUCAUUGCUGAGCUCAACGAAACAUGGGAGGAGAAACUGCGCAAGACGGAGGCGAUCCGGACGGAAAGAGAGGCUCUCCUGGCAGAGAUGGGUGUGGCUCUCCGGGAGGACGGGGGCACCGUGGGAGUCUUCUCUCCCAAGAAGACUCCACACCUGGUUAACCUGAAUGAAGAUCCCCUGAUGUCCGAGUGCCUCCUUUAUCACGUCAAGGAUGGCGUCACACGAGUUGGACAGGAGAACGUGGACAUCAAACUGACGGGGCAGUUCAUCAAGGAGCAGCACUGCCUCUUCCGCAGCGUCACCACGGAGUCCGGAGAAGUGGUUGUUACGCUGGAGCCGUGUGAGGGUGCAGAGAGCUACGUCAACGGGAAGCAGGUGACGGAGCCGCUGGUGCUGAAGUCAGGGAACCGCAUUGUGAUGGGCAAGAACCACGUUUUCCGCUUCAACCACCCGGAGCAGGCGCGGAUGGAGAGGGAGCGGAACCCGCCCCUGGAGAGCCAGCCGGAGUCCGUGGACUGGAACUUUGCACAGCGGGAGCUGCUGGAGAAACAGGGCAUCGACAUCAAGCUGGAGAUGGAAAAGAGACUCCAAGACCUGGAGAGCCAGUAUCGGCGGGAGAAGGAAGAGGCCGACCUUCUUCUGGAGCAGCAGAGACUGGUAUGGGGGUGAGGGGGGGCUGGUCUCUGUUCCU
Molecule: messenger RNA, 2109 nt
Organism: Sphaerodactylus townsendi
Lineage: Eukaryota; Metazoa; Chordata; Lepidosauria; Squamata; Sphaerodactylidae
Gene: KIF1C
Product: kinesin family member 1C
Exons: 19
Coding region: 36-2087 (683 amino acids)
Biological process (GO): cytoskeleton-dependent intracellular transport; microtubule-based movement; vesicle-mediated transport
Cellular component (GO): kinesin complex; dendrite; axon
Molecular function (GO): ATP binding; plus-end-directed microtubule motor activity; microtubule binding
Source: RefSeq, a predicted model, not a curated record